Cuscuta campestris is the source of this 774-nucleotide messenger RNA. The record is from the annotation of a GenBank genome assembly. NCBI's taxonomy places the organism in Eukaryota, Viridiplantae, Streptophyta, Magnoliopsida, Solanales, Convolvulaceae.
CCACAAAAACUCAAAGACUUUCUUCACAUUUCACAAAAAACAUUAUUUCAGCAAUCACAAACUAUUUCUUUAUUUAAUAGUUCCUCAACAUCCUAAAGAAAAAUGGCAAUCAGUAUGGGGCGCAUUCUCCGUGGGAAGCAAGGAGGCCUCAGAAGGUCUUCCUCAAGAACAAACAGAGAAAGUGAGGUUCCUAAGGGUCACUUUGCAGUUUAUGUAGGGGAGGGCGAGAAGAAACGUUUUGUCCUUCCAAUAACAUACUUGAAGGACCAUUCAUUCCAAGAGCUGCUAUGUCAAGCUGAAGAAGAAUUCGGAUUUGAUCAUCCAAUGGGUGGGCUUACGAUUCCUUGUCCUGAAGACACCUUCCUAGACAUCAUCUCUAGCAUGAGUAGUAGAUCCUGAUAGACUUCAGAUAUCUUAGUUCCUAGGCAUCAAAACAAUUUUGUAGAGAAGCUUGUUCUCGUACAAUGUUCUAUUCUUUUUCCUGGUCAGAUUGGGAAGUACAUAAAAGAAUUAAUUUCUUUCAUCAAUUGUUCUGAAUCUAUUUAACCCGUGUUACUCAUUAUCCCGAAUGAUUAAAGAACUCUCAAACAGCAUGGUUUGUCCUUUCUCUUGUGGAAAUCUCUCUAACAUUUCAAACAAAAAAGCCAACCCACAUUUGGAAGAAGCUGGUGAGCAAAGAUACUAAAAAGUUCUUGCAUGCUUACAAAUUUUCAACUUCUCAGCCCUUCUUGGUUGGGUGAAGCUGGUGGGCACAAAUAAAAAGUAGCUGCUGAA